Molecule: messenger RNA, 1419 nt
Organism: Fusarium vanettenii 77-13-4
Lineage: Eukaryota; Fungi; Ascomycota; Sordariomycetes; Hypocreales; Nectriaceae
Exons: 3
Coding region: 1-1419 (472 amino acids)
Source: RefSeq, a predicted model, not a curated record
AUGGCCAAGAACCAGCCUCCAGCCAUAGUCCGGCUACCGCCAGCCGUCAAGACCGCUUCUGCUAGGAGACCCGUCCCCUGCAACAAUGCAGUUCUAUCUCAGCCUACCAUGCCCAAACGUCCUGCUGCCCCUACCCAGCGUCCCGUCGGCCUCCCUGAACACCCCAAAAUCCCACAAAAGCACCCUUCACGGCCUACUCUACCGCCUCCCAACCGUCCUCUCCCAGACCUUCCUCGCCCGAGCCGGCUCCCUACAGCACAGCCAACUAAGAAACCAGUCGGAUACAAACCUGUCCCUCCUCCAAAAGCCACACCUAGACCUUCUGUUGUCAAGAAGCAACCCACGCCGAACAAAGGCAUGCAAAUGGAUGAUGUAAAACGCAUCCAACAGGCUGCAUAUGCCCGAGGCCAGAAGGAUGGGCGGAAAACCGGGCAAGCCAAGGGAUACCAGGCGGGAGAUAGGCAUGGUCGAAAGGUCGGUCAAGAAGCUGGAAACCGCCAAGGUUUCAGCAAAGGGCAGAAGCAGGGUUACACACAAGGACACAAGAGUGGUCAUGCCUCGGGACAAACACAAGGCUACGCCAAGGGCCAGGCUACAGGCCAAAAUCAAGGAUACAACGCUGGACGUGCAAGUGGUCAUUUUGAGAGCCGGAAACAAGGCUCUGCACAAGGCCAGAGCCAAGGCUUCGAUGCCGGACAGAGAAGAGGCCAUGUUUCAGGGCACAGGCAAGGCUACUACUAUCAAGGUCAACACGCUGGCUAUUCUCAAGGUGAACAUUUAGGUUAUCACCAUGGAUACCAACAAAGGCGCGAUGAAGAGCAUGGCAACAAUACGACAGCCGUUGCAGGCGGUGUAGCAGCCGGCGCAAUGCUUGGUGGAACCUUCAUGUAUCUGGGUCACGAGGCACUGGACCCCGAUGGACUCUCACAGGUCACCGAGGAAACAGAAAGCAUCAGCACCGAGAUGGAAAUGAGCGACGAUGACUUCGCUCCAGGCGAGCCAGUUGAGGAUGAAGACUGGUAUGAGAGACACAGAGCGGGCUGGGACAGUGAUGAGGCCUAUGCCAGACCCUAUGAGGGGGUUGCAGGGCAUAGAGACGAAGGCUUCUAUGAGGGUGGAGGUUACAUUGGUGGAUAUGAGGGGAGUGAUGGAUAUGACACGAACCAGGACGUCAGAGACGACAGCCAGGUUCACCUGAGUCAGGAGUAUGAAGCCAACAAGGGAGGCUUUACAAGAGGUGAGCAUUCUGGAAGUGCUGAUGAUUUUCAUGAAAAACGUCGGGGAGAGGAAGAUUGUCGCGAGUGCGACGAUUGUUGUGGGUGUGGUGACUCUUGGUUUUGUGUGGGCGGAAAUAACAAGAAGGAUAACGGCGGCUGUGCAAUUAUUUUCCCCGAUAAUAUUUUUCCUCCUAAGGGCUAA